Molecule: messenger RNA, 584 nt
Organism: Drosophila obscura
Lineage: Eukaryota; Metazoa; Arthropoda; Insecta; Diptera; Drosophilidae
Exons: 2
Coding region: 1-414 (137 amino acids)
Source: RefSeq, a predicted model, not a curated record
AUGCGACUACCAAAGAUGAAUUUCACUGGGACAGAUCAUCGGUGGGUGUUUUGCCUUAGCUUUUGCUUCUACUGCUUGCUGCAGUUUGUGGUUGGCUAUAGAUUUAAUGAGGAUAUUGUCCAGUGUUAUCAGACACCCGUUACGACGGGAUGCAUACGCGGCUAUGACAGAUGGUUUUAUACGCGAUCGAGCAACAAAUGUUACCGAUUGUUCGUUUGUGAUUGUGGCUUCAGGUUUCGAACGGAUUGCGAACGCAUCUGCUUUACCCGCUUAUCGUUGCCCAAAGAGCCCGUGAAGCGAGAAAGAAAAAUUGAAGAAACAGAAAUAGAAACAGAAACAGAAGAGAACCAAACCCCAACUAUAAGUCCAUUUGUUUCGAGUCCAGGACCAGAGGCAGAAAAUGGAACAAAAUAAACUACAGCUGCCAAAUAAUUCUACAAAAAAUCUACGAAUCGUUACAUUUAAAUUGGGGAAUUAUGCCAGAAAUAAUAGAGAGCAGAAAUGAUGGAAACUUCAAACUUUGGGUAACUAAUUGAAUUGGCUGGCCAUUAAAAUUAAAUAAAUUGUUAACCAUUUAAAUAAAA